This is a messenger RNA of Manacus vitellinus (golden-collared manakin), 2560 nucleotides long. RefSeq names its product UDP-GlcNAc:betaGal beta-1,3-N-acetylglucosaminyltransferase 5 (gene B3GNT5). The coding region runs from base 473 to 1609 and encodes 378 amino acids. Gene Ontology annotation, cellular component: membrane. Lineage: Eukaryota; Metazoa; Chordata; Aves; Passeriformes; Pipridae. The transcript has 2 exons. Gene Ontology annotation, biological process: brain development. The record is from RefSeq and is a predicted model, not a curated record.
CGGUACCGGCCGGUCCGGGCACGGUUGACCUCGUGGCGCUUCUCGAGCCCCGCAGCUGUUGAGUCCAGCGGCCGCUCCCCUCCAGCGGGUCGGGGCAGAGCAGCGGGGCCGUCCUGGGGCUCCCCGGGGGAAGAAUUGGCAUGAAUCUUCAUGAAGGAGGGAAACACAUGAGAAGAUCCGAUUAGAACCUCAGUGUUUGUUUCAAGAUGCCCCAAAGGGAAAAUACUCAUCUGCAAGUCUCAUCUUUCAAAACUGCCUGUGUUCCUUCAAUCAAAGAAAAAUGUUUUUUGAGAAAGAUGACUUAUGAAGUCUGUGAACAAAGCUGGCUUCACAAGGAUACUGAGUGAAAGACAUCAUGCCUUACAAGGGACACUUAUCUUGAAGAGGUGACACUGUGCUCUUAAAUAAAAACAAAGGCACUUGAAAAACACUGAUCCUAAACAAGAAUAAGGAUUAUAAAAACUGCAUCAGAAUGUUUGUUAGUCCCAGAAGAGUCAGAAAAUGCCAUUUUUUGCAGAUAUUUGCCACUUGCUUCAUACUGUGUCUCAUGAUUUUUUGGGGACCAUUUGAUAAUCACAUUGUGAGCCAUAUGAAGUCCUAUUCAUACAGAUACCUCAUAAAUAGCUACCAUUUUGUGAAUGACAGCCUGUCUAUCAGCAGGGAUAACCUGGACAGAGUAUCAAGCUACCAAUAUUUGAUCAACCACAGAGAGAAAUGUCAGCAGCAGGAUGUCCUUCUGCUGUUGUUUGUAAAGACUUCUCCUGAGAACCGUCAUCGGAGGGAUGCAAUUAGACAAACUUGGGGUAAUGAGAAGUAUGUUCGUUCUCAACUUAAUGCCAACAUUAAAACUCUUUUUGCUUUAGGACGACCAACAGACCAUCUGCAGAAAACAUGGCAGCAAAGGGAACUUGAGCUUGAAGACCAGAAAUACCAUGACUUGAUUCAGCAAGACUUCUUGGAUACUUUUCACAACCUUACUCUAAAAUUGCUUUUGCAGUUUAGCUGGGUGAAUGCCUACUGUCCUCAUGCCAGGUUCAUUAUGUCUGCAGAUGAUGAUAUAUUUAUCCAUAUGCCAAAUCUUGUUGCUUAUCUCCAAAGUCUAACACAAAUGGGUGUUCAAGAUCUCUGGAUUGGUCGUGUCCAUCGUGGAUCCCCUCCCGUAAGAGACAAGAGUAGCAAAUACUAUGUUCCAUAUGAAAUGUACCAGUGGCCCUCUUACCCUGACUACACAGCAGGAGCUGCAUAUGUAAUAUCAAAUGAUGUAGCAGCUAAAGUCUAUGAGGCUUCACUGACUCUCAAUACAAGUCUUUAUAUAGAUGAUGUUUUCAUGGGUCUCUGUGCCAAUAAAAUGGGAAUUGUACCACAAUAUCAUGUAUUUUUUUCUGGGGAAGGAAAGGCUCCAUAUCAUCCCUGCAUUUAUAACAAGAUGAUGACAUCUCACGGACACGUAGAUGAUCUUCGCCAGCUCUGGAAGCAGGCUACAGAUCCCAAAGUUAAAAAGAUUUCUUCAGGGAUUUGGGGUAGAAUAUACUGCAGACUAGUCAAUAUUGUGCUUCUCUGUAAACUGUACUAUGAGGACACAUAUCCUUGUUCAGCUGCAUUUUCUUAAUACUUGAAUAUCUGCACAGAAGAUCCACUGAGCCAAAACAGAGCAACAACUUUUUAGGUGUUUAUUCAAAAUAUAUGUAAACAUGGAAAGAGGUAAAAUUUACAUGUGAAUAUUUGGGGUGGGCAGGGGGAGAGGAAGAAGAUGGUCCCAGAUUUUGUUCAGAAACUUAUUGGAAUAGCUCUCCUGUUGCAACUUUUUACAUUGUACCCUGUUUUUUUACACUCUUCAAGGGAUGCAAGUCUGGAUUAUAAAUGAACUACAAUAGACUUCUAGACUUUAAAAUGCUUGUUGAAAACGUUUGUUGCUUUGAACUUGUCAGUAAGUCUUGAGGGUUUUUUUUAAAGCUGUGUGAACUAAGGCAUGUGGCAAAACAAAAAUCUGUUAUAUCAAAAUGGAAUAGUCCUUUCAAAACAUGAGGAAAGUGGAACUUCUGACUUGAUGAGUGAGAGUAUUGCAGUAGUUUAAGGCAGUGUAAACUCAUUACAAAUAUUCACCAUUUUUCAGUGCUUCAUCGAAAGUCAGUCUGGACCUGCACAGUUGACAGUGAGUGCUAGAAGUGAAGACCUGCUACAAUCAUUUUCUCGAAGUUCCCUAAAUCUUUGAAACAGGGAAAGUGUUUGAAUGCCCUCUGACUUGGUGGUUUUAAGUAAAAAAAGGAGCUCCCUUUAGAACUUGAAGUGACGAAAAUCAAAUACUACUCAUGUAACAGGUUUGGCUAAUAUUUCUCUGCCUUCUGAAAACUGAAUCAGUGUACUUUAACAGUCCAAUCUUUAAUAAGCAAAUAAGCUAAAUGAGUUUUCUUUUAAGAAUGCUUCUGUUUUCCAAUAUUCACGAUUCUAAAGGUUAAAAGCAAGCAAAAGUCACCAAGAAUGUUACUUAGAGCUAAUGUGAAGCUUUUAAAGACUUAAAAAAAGCAAAAUUUUAAGCAGGUACUAGCAAAGAGGGAGGAUA